Molecule: messenger RNA, 738 nt
Organism: Aspergillus steynii IBT 23096
Lineage: Eukaryota; Fungi; Ascomycota; Eurotiomycetes; Eurotiales; Aspergillaceae
Product: alpha/beta hydrolase
Exons: 2
Coding region: 1-738 (245 amino acids)
Source: RefSeq, a predicted model, not a curated record
AUGGGUGUAUCGCAAAGUCCAAUCGUCGUCAUCGCUCCUGGCGCUUGGAACCGUGGGAGUGCCUAUGACGACUUCGGUGACAUAUUGAAGAAGCGCGGAAUUCGCUCGAUGGCUGUGGACCAUGUUUCCAACGGCGCAGAGCCCCCAAAUAAGGGGUUGACAGAGGAUUCGAACCGCUUCCGGGAAUUGGUUUGCCACCUGGUGGACCAGGGCGAAAAGCUCGUACUGCUCGGCCAUUCAUAUGGUGGAAUGGUCAUCUCUGCAGCGGCCACAGGCCUGGGCUUUCAAGAGAGACAGAAGGCCGGUAAGCCUGGAGGUGUGAUUUGUCUGGUUUAUGUGGCCGCAUUCGUCGCCGAGCGAGGAAAGAAUCUCAGAGACAUGGUUGGUGGUCAAUUGUGGCCGUGGAUGCUAUCGCAGGGAGACUACGUUCGUCUAGACUCUGAUGUGGACCUGGUGCAGGAUGUUCCUGCAGAAAUCAAAGCUUCGAGAACGAAGCAUAUGCUUCCACAUAUUUGUCUCCGUUCGUUCACCGAAAGGGCUACCGAAGAGCCCUGGCAUACUAUACCUAGUGCCUACAUUGUCUGCGACGAUGAUGUGGCGCUUCCACCGACGAUUCAAGACUCCAUGAUUAAAUCACUUAAUCAUCCGCGCGUUUUCCGCCUGAACAGCGGUCAUUCCCCAUUCCAAAGCAUGCCGACGGAGACAGCCGAUAUAUUGUUGGAGAUUUGCAAGUCCUGA